AUGCCGAUACCAUCUUCAACGUCGACACCAUUCCCCACCAUCCCUUCGUUCAUCGUCUCCACCAUCCUCGCGUUCGUACCUACUGUCAUGGCGAGGGGCUCAACCGCACCAUCCUCCAUCCCUCAGGUGGAUUUUGGGAAGAUGGGUACAGUGGGUCUGGGAGGAUCGUUCUCAGGUUUAGAUUGGUAUUCAUCUGAUUCACCCUUCGCAUCUUCCUCUUCCUCCUCUUCCUCUUCCUCAUCCACUCAAUCAUUCUCAUCAAAGGGAGAUACCCUCUUUUAUCGAACUGAAGAUGGGAUAUUUAGAGCAUUGGGAAGUACGAAUGACGGCGGGAUCAUCAACUCGUUAUGUUGGUCUUCGUCACCCGACUCUUCAAAUGGGAACGGAACGUUAUUCAUAGGAGGGACAUUUACCUCAUUGAGUGGCGUAUCAGCGAAUAAUGUAGGAUCAUUCUCAUUAUCGACAAAUACAUUUUCAGCAUUGUCAUCGGGAUUAUCAGGAAAUGUCAAUACGUUAUAUUGCGAUGACGAUAAUUCCGAGAUAUGGUUUGGAGGUUCGUUCAACGCUCCAACAGGUCAAGGUGGGAAUGUAGCUUUAUGGUCGACAUCCUCAUCCGCAUGGACAAAACCUUCUUUUGGUGGUUUGAACGGUGUCUUACAGAGUAUAACACCUUCAUCGGACAAGAAGAGUUUAUAUUUCGGUGGUGAUUUCACUACGACCUACUUAUCAACUUCUUCACUCAAUUCAACUUCUCGAACAAAUAUCACUUCUCAACCCAAUGCACCGAUCAAUACGACAACUGUAGGGCAAUCAGGAUAUUUGACACCGUUGACUAUCUCUGCUAGUGCUAGUGAUUCAGCGCAAUACCAGAUACAAGCUGGACCUAGUUCAAGUCUGAAUCAGGAUGGACAGAAUUACGGUGAUACAAAUGGAUUGUUAUGUCCAGGUACAUCGACAUGGUUAGCACAAGAGAAUACUAUAUCAAAUGUCAACUUGGUAGGAGAUGAGUAUCUACCAGCUACUGGAGUAAGGAUGGUGAACGGACAUGAAAAUGGAAGAUCAACGACAUAUUUCUGUUUCACCUCUUUACCUGAUUAUCAAGAACUCAACAUGACUUAUACCGAUCCAAAGACAGGUAAAAAUGAGACUUGCACGGAUCAUUGUCCGUUAUCUACCGAUUCUUCAAUCGCAGCUCAAGACUUCAUAUUUACUCAAGGUACACAUAACUUGACGGGAUUUGAAAUUCAACUUAAACAAUGGACUGGGGACGGUGCUGCUUUAAGUAGUGUUUCGCUGUUGACUGAUGGUGCCUACUCUUCUGCAACCGGUGCAGGCGCUUCAAGCACUUGUUCAUCAGGCAAAAAUAGUACUGUUCAAUCUGUUGGAGAUUGGUCAACCAAGACAGCCGCGACCGACUCUGCAACCGAAUCAUACCUCUCUUCAUCCGUUUCCACCCGUGAUCCAACCGAUGCUCAAGUCACUUUCUACCCAUAUGUCGGCUCAGCAGGCCAAUACGAUAUCUACGUUUUCAUCCCUGGGUGCAAGAACAUAGGAGAUUGUGAUGGAAGGACUUCAGUGGAUAUCGAAGUUUUCCCAUUGCAAGGUGGAUUAGGAUGGACUAGUACGAUCUCAGAACAAGUCGAUUACGAUACCCAGACCUUGGUUUAUUCCGGUCCUGUCGACGCUACUACCGACGCUUUCACACCUACCCUCAGCUUGGCCCUUGCUGCUAACCCUGCUGCACCAGCCAGAGGAAACAAUUACGUCGUUGUAGCUGAUCGAAUCCAACUUGUUCUCACUGGAAUCACCGAUUCGACAGGAUCGACCGUCUCUACUACCUCUUCUUCCUCGAAUGGCACUACCACGGCCGGAAGCUCCAUCACCAAUACUACUUCUAACUCGACCUAUAAUGUAGCUUAUGGAGUAUUCGAAUACCCUCGAUCGACCAACUCUUCCCUCAACGCCGCUACCUCUUCUUUGAGCAAUGAUACCGAAACCGCUCUUACUCGAUUAGGUUUCGGACUAGACGCAGCUCUCAAUGCCUCGGGCUCAGCGGCUUCAUCAUGGGUAGUCAACACGAUCGUGGCAGCCAAUAACACUGUCUUCGUCGGUGGUGACUUCUCGGCAUCUAACAACUACACCAACGUUAUCUCGAUAGAUACAUCCUCAGGUCAAGCUUCCGCACUAGCCUCCCAGGGUCUAAGUGGGAUUGUCAACACUGCUGCUGUGGUUGGCGGAUAUGUCUUCUUCGGUGGUGAUUUCACCUCUACUGCUUCGUCCGGCGGAGUCGCUCUCAACUACAUCGCAAGGUACGACCCCAGCUCGAAAGCUUGGGCAGCACUUGGUGGAGGCGUAGAUGGAUAUGUCACGGAUCUCUUAGCUUCGACAGCAUCGACCAACGAGCUCAUCGUUAUGGGUAACUUCUCUCACAUCGUUUCCUCCAAUGGCACUUCAACUGGGACAGGAGGGUAUGCAGUAUACGACGUAUCGACUUCAGAAUGGAUCAACACUGGUAUUGUCUUCGGAAAUGUCUCCGCAGGUGCCGUCCCAUCGUCUUCAUCAGGCGUUUCCUCCGAAUCCUUCUUUGCUGGAAAAGUGUACGGAACAGCUGGAAAUUCAGUAGGGGGAGUCGCGACUCUUUCAACCGACGACAAUGGAGAUGCAGUGAUUUCAUCUCUCAACGGUGUCAAUUUCGGUACUUCCGGUUCAGAACCUGUGUCCUCGUCACUACCUUCCUUAAGAAGAAGAUCAUCCAUCGUUGCCAGAGCGAGUCACUCGUAUACUCGAUCAUGGUUAGCUAGAUAUACCGAUGCGAUCGUCGAAAGGGCCCAUACGGUCUUGUCGAGUCGAGCUACACCACCUACUAUCCCCUCUCAAACUUCCCAGGCUCCAGCUGUACUGGCCGGAGCAUUCUGGACCAACUCUUCCGCUUCUGGUAAACCGACCAUCACGAUCUUAGGAGGUAACUUCACUUCGUCCUCCAGCGACGUCCAGGGCUUAGCAUUCUACAAUGAGAAGGACGGUGGACUUACUGGACCUUCCACUCCGCUCGAAGGUGUAGUCAAGACUCUCAAUGUCAUCGGUAACAACGUUUAUAUCGGAGGAGAAGCUUUAAAUGUACAGAAUGUAGGAAGUGGUUUGAUGGUGUAUGAUCUGAAAGCUGGGGAUUGGGUAACGGGAGGAAUGGCUUCCUUGAAUCCUCCAACCGGUUCCAAUAACGUCACCGUCAAUACUAUACGAACAAGAGGUAACACCAAUACUGUGGUCGUUGCUGGUAAUUUCGGUACUGCCGGUUCACUUGGAUGUGCGGCUGUAUGUCUCUGGGAUUCGAAAGAUGCUCAGUGGUCUACACCUGGUUCAGGGUUGAGUGGAGGUGAAGUUCGAGCGGUAGAUUUUGCUGGCGAUGCUUCCGAUACCCUUAUCGCCGCUGGAUCAUUCGCUCUUUCCUCUGGCGAUGUAGCCUACGUCGCUUCAUACAGCUUUACCAACUCGUCUUGGACUCCUCUCGGUACUUUACCCGGUCCAGCUCUAGCCAUAGCAGUGGACGACAAGAAUUCAAGUAAUAUCUUUGCAGCUGGCUAUUCCACUUCUGACGGUUCUUCUUACCUUCAACAAUGGAAUGGAGCCACUUGGACUGCUCAAUCGGAAUCGCUCGCUCCCGGAUCAUUAGUCUCUCAACUCGCAUUCGUACCUAUGAAAUCGGAACAUGAACCUCAAGGGUCAAUCGAGUCAGAUAGGAUGUUGAUGGUUUCCGGUGAUUUGUAUUUGGACAACUCAGGAAAUGUCACUUCGGCUUUAUACGAUGGAUCGACCUUCUAUCCUUAUCUCGUUGGAACUUCCUCCAGCGGUGAUCUUGGCAGUGGAUCUUCUUUGUUCUGGUCAGAAUCCGAUUUCUCCUUCAAAGUUCGACAUUACCUUGCGAGGGGUCUAGUGGUUUUGGUAGCUAUUGCCAUUGCGACUGGAUUGAUCUUGCUAUUGGUUCUGAUUGUUCUGCUGUUAACGUUCUGCUUUAGAAGGAGAGAGAGGAAAGAUCAGAAUAUCUAUAAUGACCAGAAGAAAACCGACUCGGACGUGGACUCAACACAUCAAAAUGUAUUUAACAACGUUCAAGCUGCCCUUGAAGCUUCUUUGAUAGGUGGUGGUCUAGCUGGUGCUGGUGCGGCGGCUGCGACCAAUAAACAUAAUAGGGUAUCAGAUCCAUCAAGUUAUAAUUCCGGUGCUUAUCCUAUCGGAUCAGAUGCGGAAGAAUACCCUCAGGAUGAAGAUGAAGAGCUCGAGGAGGAUGGAAGGGAGACAACGAUGAGAUAUGAUUUUGAUGGACCUGAUCUACAGGAAGGUGAAUUACCGAUGAAAGCUGGACAGAGGGUGAUCAUAGUAGAUGAUGAGCAGUCGACGGAAUGGUGGUUUGUUAGGGAUCCGCUGACGGGUAGGGAAGGGGUGGUACCUGCUACUUAUGUUUGGUAA
Messenger RNA from Kwoniella mangroviensis CBS 8507, 4464 nucleotides. RefSeq lists its product as uncharacterized. Gene Ontology annotation, molecular function: protein binding. The record is from RefSeq and is a predicted model, not a curated record. Gene Ontology annotation, cellular component: plasma membrane of growing cell tip. Bases 1 to 4464 code for a protein of 1487 amino acids. The transcript is spliced from 5 exons. NCBI's taxonomy places the organism in Eukaryota, Fungi, Basidiomycota, Tremellomycetes, Tremellales, Cryptococcaceae.